Messenger RNA from Trifolium pratense (red clover), 1898 nucleotides. RefSeq names its product protein SUPPRESSOR OF K(+) TRANSPORT GROWTH DEFECT 1-like. The transcript has 8 exons. Bases 368 to 1669 code for a protein of 433 amino acids. Gene Ontology annotation, molecular function: ATP hydrolysis activity; ATP binding. Lineage: Eukaryota; Viridiplantae; Streptophyta; Magnoliopsida; Fabales; Fabaceae. Gene Ontology annotation, biological process: vacuole organization; endosomal transport. The record is from RefSeq and is a predicted model, not a curated record.
UACUCUUUUGCCUUGAAUAAAGUCAAAUAAAAAACAACCCAAUGAGCAUCUGUAUCUGAGAAAUCGAUCAAUCAAACGUAGAACUUUCACUACUCUCUCGUCAAAAUUAAGAACCUUCCCCUUACUCGCCGCCACUUAUCAAUUAUCAUCAACUUAAUCCAAACGCGCUUUCUUUUCACACACUCCACAAAUUACUCUCUCUAGGGUUUCCAAUUCCCAAUAAAAAAAUAAAACCCCAAAAUUCCCUCAAAACAUGUUAUCACACCCCUAGGGUUUCCAAUUUCCAUCAACGUCACGAUUCACAAAUUCACAAUCAGUGUAUGCAAUAAUCGUUAACCAUAAGAACUAGAAGAAGAAGAAGAAGAAGAUGUAUAGCAAUUUCAAGGAGCAAGGAAUAGAAUACGCGAAACAAGCUGUACAAGAGGAUAAUGCAGGAAACUACGCAAAAGCGUUUACUUUAUACAUGAACGCGUUAGAGUAUUUCAAAACGCAUCUCAAGUAUGAGAAAAACCCUAAAAUCAAAGAAACUAUUACUCAGAGAUUUACUGAUUAUCUUCGUCGUGCUGAGGAGAUCCGUGCUGUGCUUGAUGAUGGUGGACCAGGACCUGCUUCUAAUGGAGAUGCUGCUGUUGCAACGAAGCCGAAAACGAAGCCGAAGAAUGGUGGUGAGGGAGAUGGAGAGGAUCCUGAGCAGAGUAAGUUGAGAGCUGGGUUGAAUUCGGCGAUUGUGAGGGAGAAACCGAAUGUGAAGUGGAAUGAUGUUGCUGGGUUGGAAAGUGCGAAGCAAUCUUUGCAGGAAGCGGUUAUCUUGCCUGUGAAGUUUCCUCAGUUUUUUACUGGUAAAAGACGACCUUGGAGGGCGUUUUUGUUGUACGGACCACCUGGAACAGGUAAAUCAUACUUGGCCAAGGCUGUUGCAACUGAAGCUGAUUCUACAUUUUUCAGUGUUUCUUCAUCGGACCUUGUUUCAAAGUGGAUGGGUGAAAGUGAAAAGCUGGUUUCAAACCUUUUUGAAAUGGCUCGCGAAAGUGCACCUUCCAUCAUAUUUGUUGAUGAAAUAGAUUCUCUAUGUGGUACGCGUGGAGAAGGCAAUGAGAGUGAGGCUUCAAGGCGAAUUAAAACUGAACUCCUGGUGCAGAUGCAGGGUGUUGGACACAAUGAUCAGAAAGUUCUUGUUCUUGCAGCAACAAAUACACCUUAUGCUCUAGACCAGGCAAUAAGGCGACGUUUUGAUAAGCGUAUAUACAUUCCACUGCCAGAUUUGAAGGCUCGCCAACACAUGUUCAAGGUCCAUCUAGGAGAUACUCCCCAUAAUUUGACUGAAAGUGAUUUUGAACACUUGGCUCGCAAGACAGAGGGGUUUUCAGGUUCAGAUAUAUCUGUCUGUGUGAAGGAUGUUUUAUUUGAACCUGUUCGUAAAACCCAAGAUGCCAUGUUUUUCUUUAAGAAUCCGGAAGGUAUGUGGAUACCAUGUGGACAGAAGCAACAAAAUGCAGUACAAAUUACAAUGCAGGAUCUUGCCACAGAGGGACUUGCUUCAAAGAUCCUCCCACCACCUAUAUCAAGAAUUGAUUUCGACAAAGUACUUGCUAGACAAAGGCCUACAGUAAGCAAAUCCGACCUUGAUGUUCAUGAGAGAUUCACAAAGGAGUUUGGAGAGGAAGGUUAAUGCUGAUGGAUUUUAUCUCAAAGAUUCACACUUGUUUAAACUUAUUGUUAUAAUCCGUAUAACUUGUAAUUUACUGAGCUAUUGGAUCAAGUGAACUGAAUCUUUUUUAUUGGUUAUAUGGUGGAUGUGAAUUCCCCUCUUGUACGGAAGUGAAUUACUACUAAAUUGUGUAUAAAAAAAGAAUCUGAAAUACUCAGAAAAAUAAUUUUUAUGUGAUGUUGGUUGCUUA